CUUUUUGGGGGUAAAGCUUUGCUUUCCUAAGGGAGCAGAACCGAUGGAUUGACUGGGUUGGUUCAGUGGAGCUUCAGGCCAAAAGAUGAAACCAAAAGAACUGUUAGUCAUGAAAACACAAUUGAAGGUUCAAGCUCUAUGUGUUUGUACCUGGUAUCUGAGUAAAAGUCUCAUCAUGAAGACCAAAAACUGCUCGUCCUGUCUCGGCUCCUGUUGUGUUUCUUGUAGUCCAAAGACUCCGAGUCCCAUCACGCACCACUGCAGACUUAAUCCCGGCCCAGUAAACAAAGUAGGACUGAACCACUGUGAUACUAGAAGGACAAAGAACCCCCCCAGUGAACGUUUGACAGAAAUGUGCACGUUUGGAUUCUGGACUCACUAGAAGCGAAUGUCUCCGACGGGUGCAUCAGGAGCCCUCCACACGAACGACAGGUUUCGUUUCAGCUGUUUGUCCGAGUGGGUGAGCGUAUCGCCCUCCGACAGACAGCGCAACGUGUGGGUCCCGGGCGGGGCCAGGGUCCAGGAUCCGCCCACCAGAACCGGACCUUCCGGAGGGGACCCUGUCCCACCUGCGACUCUAGCCGUGGCUUCUGAAUCUUCAACACGGCGGGCCUGCAGCAGGAAACCCAUGAAGUCCCGAGAGCUUCGAACUGUCACUGGGAACCGAGGAUUGUGUUUAAGCCUUUGGACCGUUGUUGCAUCUAAGAGAAUUUGUCAACAUUACCUGUUACCAACUGUCCAGGCAGAUACGAGUCCACCGACGUACGAAUUGUGACAUAGCUCUGCUGCAGGUCCUGAGGUUGGACCCGAAUGUGGCCCGGCCUCAUCGCCUGGCAGGAAGCGGGACCCGCGCCGCGAGAGAACGCAGCAGCAGGCAGGACAAAGCAUGACAAGAUCACGGUUGUCCCCAAAUGAAGCAGGGAGGACUGCAUCUUCGCACGACAUGAAAAGGAAGGUUGCUGUAGUCUACGAGUAUUUCUUUUUUUUUUUUUAAACCGAAAUCAAAUCUUUGGACUAUUCUUGGGACAACAUAGCUUUUGCAAAUACAAGAUCAAUCUAAAAAGAGAUGACAUUUGUACCUACCUUGCUAGGAUGUCUUCUCAGUGCUGAGCAAAUGUGUGAGAGCAAGUGUCUGAAGAUGAGCUGGAGGGAUUUUGGGCAGGGGACUUUGAAGUGUAGUGGUAGGGAGGUGGGUGGGCAUAGAGCCACAAUUACUAGAUCUGCUGCUGGUGCUUCUGAGCACUCCCUCUAGUGACGAUUUGAACAAGCAGGGUUGGCCAACACUCAAGAAAGGUCGAGUAAAGCACUGGAUAGAUUUUUGUCUUAAGUGUUGUCUAGAGGAUCUAUAGUUCUACAGGAUUAAGACCCCCGCCCCCCACCCCUCAUCCAACACACCAACAGGAUGUACACCAGCUGCAGCCGCCUCCCUACAGGAUCUCCGGAGCAUUUGAACAGAGGCAACCCCCUCCUCCUCCUCCCUCCAAGAUAACAAGUCCAAUCCAGUGCCACAUGCGGGGUUGUAGUGCACUGGUUCCCAACCUGAUUCUUUAAGAUAUCAUAAAAGUGUGCCGCGGGAAAUUAUGUAAGCCAGUCUGGUUCAGUUCUUACACUUCGGGGACUGGCUUAAAUCAGCCUCCAUCGUUUGGAGCUGAGAAACACACUACAGACACCAGACGGCAUGAAAGAUGUCACGUGGAAUAUCAGGUCGUCGGGUGGAGAUGUCAUAGGUGCGUCACCUAUGACCCUAGAUUCAAAUUCAACAUAUAUUUGAUCGAUGCAGUAAAAUAAAUUUAGGUGACUCUUCGUCGGUGCUGGUGGUUCUCUCACGUGGAUGACGCUGGUGGUUGAAUGUGUGUCACGUUACUGCUGUUUGUCUCCCUCUAGAGGCUCAGGAAGGGCAUUACAGCAGUUGACGUGCCUGCCCCACUACAUGCCAUUGUCAUGAAGUUGCAAAAGCAAGAAUAGAGUCCACCAAAUUUUGUGUGACUGCAUUGGUUUCACAAGUUAAGUACUAUGAUGCAGACUUAGUACAAGGCCAAACGAAAUUGUCUUCCAGGUGUCAAAAUGUGUCCCACUCUUGACACAUUUCAGUCGUCGUGCUCCCGGGGUGAUAAAAUUAUCACUUUAUUUGUGGUUUCAGUAGCAAAUUAAAAAAUGAACCCCCCCCCCCCCCCCCCCCCAUCUCGCCGGGCGCCAUUUUGAACAAAAAGGCCCGUUUCCAAUGAAAGCAAAUAACCAUUCUACCUGAGGUUGCCUGGGAAUAUCUCUCAUAUGAGGUUGGUUUGCACGUUUACUUAUUUCGCUCAAGUUGGAAAAAAAAAUACAAAAGCUUCUUGAUAACGUAACGAAUAUAAAGUUCAGAUGUUUUCAUAGGUUAAAAAAUAAUCUUGUGCGCUCUUAAAAGUGUUGACUGGUCAGUUCAAAUGGACAAAUGUUCACCUUGCGUGUGCCCGUGUUAGCUUGGCGCGUGGACGGACUCACUGCGUCCCUUUCGCGCGCGCGCGCGCAAGCUCACGCGUGUGAACGAGAGAGAGAGAGAGAAAGAGAGAGAGGGAGAAAGGAGGCGGAAACCUCCAUCUGCCCUGCUCAGUGACCGACCCGUCAUCCUCCUCUCGGCCUGGAAAAAGACAUCUCCGCGCGGCUUUCGCCUCACUCCUCCCCUCGCCCCCCUCCCUCCCUCCACUGGCACUGUCGGAAAGUGACGGAGCAAGCCCGGGGGUCGACGCAAGAGGGGGGCAAAAAAAAAAAAAAAGAGCGAAUUUACCGCCAGUGAAAUGUGCGGUCUAUAUAUAGGCUCUGCCCCGGACUGCACCAUCUCAACCACGGCCGCCACCUGCCCUCCCGGCACCGGUAAGUCUCCGAGGGUGAGCGGGGAAGGGGAGCCGGCGACAAGGCGUCGUCUGGUCGUCCCGGGGCGGGUUGUCGACGCCAAAUGACCCGAGUGGAUGACUUCAGAGGUCUCGUGAGGUCGAGUUCCGCUCAGCCAUGUUGCAGGGGCGUGAUGGAGAGAGAGGGAGGAGGGAGGGGGCGACUGGACUCUUGACACCUGCCCUGCUUCCCGGUACCAGCUGAAACGGAACAAUUUCGCCGCUUCGUUGGUACUGAAUUGGCGCACCGUCCUCCCACGCCGGGAAUUGACUUUGUGACUCGGUGUGUCAGCCAUGUUGCGACGGGAGAGGGGACGAGCGAGUGCUCCAGAACUCUGGCUUCGUCCGGAAGGUUCGGCCAGCGACCGUCCGACCGGUACCGAGCAGGGAGGAACGGGGUCACGGUCAUUUGCAGACUCCCGUGAGGCAUGAAUGAGUCGAGAGGCUGGAGCGAACCGGGUCUUGUGGUGUCAAGUGGACCGAUUUGCUGUUGGAUUAUUAUUUACAUAUUUAUAGUUUGCAACAAUUUGACUGAAUUACGGUUCCACUCUGAGAUUCUCCUCAUCAUUUUUACGUUUUUUAGCCACUUUGGAUGGCCAUGUGUGGACUAUUUUUUGAUAUUUAAAAAUUGAUUUAACAGUAAAAAUAAUGUUUUUGACCUGAUUCCAUUCGAUUGUCUAGGUUGCAAUUUUAUGUGAAUGUAAAUGAUUUGGUAAAUACGAUUAGCAUCCUUAACAAUUAUUGUGAACAUGGAGUAUGCCGCCUCAGGUUUUUGUGCAACACAUCUGAAAAUAGAAAUUUGCAGAAUAACUUACAAAAGUAAUCAACGUGGCAGUUGUGUACAAAUUAAUUAAAUACUGAAAAAUGAGGAGCUAUUGCGACGCGUCGAUUAAUCGAUAGAUUUUAACCCCCAUAAUCACAAUUGGUUUCUGCCAGUAAGGUCAUGGCUGAAGAUGCUGCAGCCUGUUACCAUGGCGAUGUGAUUAUGACAUUAUCGGGCCUUAUCCAUUCAAUCAUUGCCUAAUUAGAGAUUCACUUUGAUCGUGUUUUAUUUCUUGUCAUGCUCGUCAUCCACCUUCCGUCUUGUCUCUCGUUUUGCCUUCAUCCUUCGCUCACAGGUCAGAAUCUGUCAGAGGAGUAGAUUCGCAUCAUGCUCUCCUCUCUUCCGAGUGGCCAAGAACCUUCACGUCUUAUUUUAGCAUCCCUCCUCUCGUAUCGCUCGCCUCUCUUCUGAGUGUGACUCUCUUACUCGUCGCUGGAAAAUGAAGCGUGGGCCGAGCGUGUUACAGCCCGCUCCUCCUUCGGACACGGCCGGUCGACACACGCGGGCGGCUCACGCGGAGUCGCGCGAGGCGGGUUCGAGCCCCUUCCUGGCAGCCACCUCUCUCUUCAGCCCUGAUGUCAGCACCAAGAUGGCGUCUGACCUUCUCAUUAGGAUGUCAGAGGCCACUCAGAAGGCUCAGGUCCUCCCUGGGGGUCGAGCCGAGGGACGAGGGGGACAGCAGGAGGAGCCGGGCCUGGCUCUGUCCCCCGAUGGUCCCGGGGCCAGUCCCGACCCACCCUCGCUCACGCACACACCUGAGGGGGACGCCGCCACUGACACGCUGGCUUCAGACUUGCUCAGGAAACUGGCAGAGAGUCAACUCCUGACCCGGCCCGACGUGAAAGUGAAGGAGGAAGAGGACUCCAUGGAAAUCGAAACGCCGAGGAUGUCAAGCGUCAUCCGUGAAGGAGACCUCCGAGGCGAUGGAGCUCACCGUCUUCUGGCCGUCAAAACCGAACACGGCGGGGUGGCGGAGACGGAAGGUCCACAUCUGGACGGCGAUGUUCCGAACGUUCCGCUUGCUGUCAAACAGGAGGGGGAGGAGAUCUCCGCUGACACCCUGGCGGAGCGGAUUCUCCUCAGAGGGAAAACGGAAGAGGAGACCCGACCCGGGUUGUUUUCAGGGGUCGCGGUGGAGGAACAGCAGUUCUUUGGAGAACAGUUGUGUUCCGGAGCCAAAAUGGCGGAGCAGUGUCUGCGGGCGGCGCUAUGGCAGGACAUGUCCGUCAACCUGGCGUCCACGUUACUGCAACAGCUCUCAGAGCGGGUCGCUAAGUCCGGCAGUGUGCUUACGCUGAGGUCCAGCCCCCCUGCCAGGAGCAAGUGCGUGUCCCGCUACUCUCUUUUUCUUCUUUAACUUCUCCUAAGC
This is a messenger RNA of Syngnathus typhle (broad-nosed pipefish), 5059 nucleotides long. RefSeq lists its product as uncharacterized. The record is from RefSeq and is a predicted model, not a curated record. The transcript has 4 exons. Bases 4130 to 5047 code for a protein of 305 amino acids. NCBI's taxonomy places the organism in Eukaryota, Metazoa, Chordata, Actinopteri, Syngnathiformes, Syngnathidae.